GUGGUCCCAAUUGCUGCGAGCGACCAGCGAGCGACGCACGGAGGUCACGGAGCGCAUUCACAUUCACAGGCGCUCGGGAAUUAUGCCGUUCACGUGUCGUUCCUGCGUUACAAUCGCGAGCUAGCGCCGUUAGCUCGUAGCCGCGGCGGAGUUGCUCAACGGGCUCCCAGACUAGUCUUCCGUCAUGGCACUGAGAAGCGCCGCGUGCCGCCUCUUGGUCAACCCUCGGAGAUGUGUCCUCGCCUCGGCCUCCAGAGCACAGGCGACUGCGCCGUCGGUCAAAUGGGAUGCAAGGAAGACCGAGCAGAAGUCUAAAGCACCUAAAGUCCAGUUUAACUGGCGCGAUGCCCUGGAGCUGGAGGGCCUGCUGACUGAGGAGGAGGUCAUGAUUAGGGACUCCUUCCGCACAUACUGCCAAGAGAAACUCAUGCCUCGCAUCCUGAUUGCAAACAGGAAUGAAGUGUUCCACAGAGAAAUUGUGUCCGAGAUGGGAGAGAUGGGCGUCCUGGGCCCAACCAUUAAAGGUUACGGCUGUGCCGGGACAAGCUACGUAGCCUACGGUUUGAUUGCCAGAGAAGUGGAGCGCGUGGACAGCGGCUACCGCUCGGUCAUGAGCGUGCAGUCAUCUCUGGUCAUGCACCCCAUUUAUGCCUAUGGCACAGAGGAGCAGAAACAGAAGUACCUGCCCAGGCUGGCCCGCGGAGAGAUACUAGGUUGCUUCGGCUUGACGGAGCCCAACCAUGGCAGUGACCCCAGCGGCAUGGAAACCAGAGCCAAAUACAACCCGACCAGUCGCACCUACUCCCUCACUGGCUCAAAGACCUGGAUCACCAACUCUCCAGUGGCAGACGUAGCUGUGGUCUGGGCCAAGACUGAUGAUGGGAAGGUGCGCGGCUUCAUCUUGGAGCGCGGCAUGAAGGGCUUGUCCACACCCAAGAUCGAGGGGAAGUUCUCCCUGAGAGCCUCCGCCACCGGCAUGAUCGUCAUGGACGAGGUUGAGGUUCCCGAGGAGAACCUGCUGCCUAAAAUCUCUGGCCUUGGGGGUCCUUUCGGCUGCUUGAACAACGCCCGGUACGGUAUCGCAUGGGGUGCUCUUGGUGCGGCAGAGUUCUGUUUCCAUGCGGCGCGUCAGUACACACUCGACAGAAUCCAGUUUGGCGUGCCACUGGCGAGGAAUCAGCUGAUGCAGAAGAAAAUGGCCGACAUGCUGACAGAGAUAACAAUCGGCCUCCAGUCGUGCCUGCAGCUGGGAAGACUCAUCGAUGAGAAAAAAGCGGCCCCAGAGAUGAUAUCCAUGCUCAAGAGGAACAGCUGCGGUAAAGCCCUAGACAUUGCCAGACAGGCCAGAGACAUGCUGGGAGGAAACGGCAUCGCAGACGAGUACCACAUAAUCCGGCAUGUCAUGAACCUGGAGGCCGUCAACACAUACGAAGGCACUCAUGAUAUCCACGCCCUGAUCCUGGGCAGAGCCAUUACAGGACUGCAGUCCUUCACCGUGGACAAGUAGAGCAGAUCCCUCCCGCCAACACGACUCUGCAACAUCAACUCUGUAACAAGACGCAAGCGGUUUUUGGUUUGAUUUGAUGACGUGUCGUCUGUGUAAUGGCAUUGUUUGGUGUCUCUCAGGUUUGUGAAAUACAUAUACACGAGUGCUUUAUUUUGAGCGGAAGAGUCGUAAAAGUCCGUCACUGAGCUUGUGAGCUGUUGCGAAGUGUAAUUAUAUAGGUUUUUAACUUAAAGAGAGUUUAUUUUUCUACUCUCAUCCACAACAGUGUUUUUCAUGCUUCCUUUGUCCCAAUUGUGUAGAAAAAGUCAAAGGAACUUUGUGGACUUUCACUGUAGUGAAGUAUGUAUAGUUCGACUGAGGUCAAGAUCAGGAUUUGCUGCUGGUUGCUGAUGUGUGCAAAGUUAAUAUUGUAAUUAUGAAAAAAGGCAUAAAUUCACACAACUGAAUUGCCUGGUCAGUUUGUGAUUUGAUCCAAUAAUGGUUUAUCUUGAAGUGACAGUGGGGUUUGCCAUGUGGGAUUACUUGUAGAACUUGACUGGCUCUAACAGUAAGAUGUCAUAACAAAGUUAUUUUAGUGUGUCAGGUAAUAAAGUAAGUUGGAUAAGCCUCA
Messenger RNA from Scophthalmus maximus (turbot), 2117 nucleotides. It is a transcript of the gene gcdhb, whose product is annotated as glutaryl-CoA dehydrogenase b. The transcript is spliced from 12 exons. Gene Ontology annotation, cellular component: mitochondrial inner membrane. Gene Ontology annotation, biological process: fatty acid beta-oxidation using acyl-CoA dehydrogenase; fatty-acyl-CoA biosynthetic process. The record is from RefSeq and is a predicted model, not a curated record. NCBI's taxonomy places the organism in Eukaryota, Metazoa, Chordata, Actinopteri, Pleuronectiformes, Scophthalmidae. Gene Ontology annotation, molecular function: fatty-acyl-CoA binding; flavin adenine dinucleotide binding; glutaryl-CoA dehydrogenase activity. The coding region runs from base 185 to 1507 and encodes 440 amino acids.